Drepanopeziza brunnea f. sp. 'multigermtubi' MB_m1 is the source of this 837-nucleotide messenger RNA. The record is from RefSeq and is a predicted model, not a curated record. NCBI's taxonomy places the organism in Eukaryota, Fungi, Ascomycota, Leotiomycetes, Helotiales, Drepanopezizaceae.
AUGGGUUCAGGUCAUGAGAUUGUGAUAGCUUUCGAUUUAUACGGAACGCUGCUCUCGACGGAGAGUAUCGCGAAGGAACUGGCUGUCCAUUUUGGGAACGAAAAGGCAGCGAGUAUCGCUGCGUUAUGGCGGCGAUACCAGCUUGAGUAUACCUGGCGACUGAACAGCAUGAGUAAAACCCCCGUUCGGACCUCCGGAAGUCCAAAAAAAAAGGGAAAAAAUGCCACCUGCUCACGUCUACGAUUUGCAGACAUCUACAAGCCUUUCUCGGACAUCACGCACGCAUCACUCAAGCACGCUCUGGCCGAAUCCUCCUCCGCGACGCUUUCGGAUGAAGACAUCGCUCAGCUCAUGAAAGCCUACGAUUCCCUCGGGACGUUCCCGGACGUGGCGCCAGGCCUGCAGGCCAUCGCUGCCGAUGAUUCGAUCGCAGCUUAUGUCUUCUCCAACGGCACCGAUGCCAUGGUGGCCUCCUCCGUCCGCUCCUCCCCCUCCCUCUCUCCCCACGCUUCUGUGUUCAAGGAUUUGAUCACCGUCCAGGAAAUCGAGGCUUUUAAACCGGACCCGCAGGUGUAUGUUCAUCUGGCGAAGAGGGUUGGGAAGGAUUCUAGAGGGGAGAGGGGCGAGGUCUGGUUGGUGAGCGGGAACCCGUUUGAUGUUGUGGGCGCCCGGGCGGUCGGUAUGCAGGCUGCGUGGGUGGAUCGAGGGGGGAAGGGGUGGGUUGAUCAGUUGGGUGGGUUGGCUAGCGGCGGGCCGACGAUUGUGGUUGAUGGGGUGGAAGAUGCUGUCCGGGGGAUUCAGAGGUGGGUUGAGGAGAAUGGGAAGGAGAGGAUGUGA